Zophobas morio is the source of this 1651-nucleotide messenger RNA. RefSeq names its product serine/threonine-protein phosphatase 2A 56 kDa regulatory subunit epsilon isoform-like. Gene Ontology annotation, molecular function: protein phosphatase regulator activity. Bases 41 to 1615 code for a protein of 524 amino acids. The record is from RefSeq and is a predicted model, not a curated record. The transcript is spliced from 14 exons. Gene Ontology annotation, biological process: signal transduction. Gene Ontology annotation, cellular component: protein phosphatase type 2A complex. NCBI's taxonomy places the organism in Eukaryota, Metazoa, Arthropoda, Insecta, Coleoptera, Tenebrionidae.
UGAUUACUAGAAAUUUUAGUUUCUUAUUUGCAUAAAAAAUAUGCAAGUAAGUAAAAAUUUACCAAAAAUUAUAGAGGCUCCUACUGAAAAGAGAGAAUCUUUAUUUAUGGAAAAGCUAGAGCAAUGCUGUGUACUUUUCGACUUCUCUAAUCCACUUUUUCAUUUGGAAGCAAUGGAAAUCAAACGGGCAACUCUUCGAGAAAUAUGCGAGUAUAUGAAGAUGGCCAGUACAAUAACUCCAAAUAUAUAUCCGUACAUUGUUAAAAUGUUAGCUUGUAAUCUUUUUCGUUCCUUGACUUCAACAACAUAUUUAAAAAGAGAAACUUUUGAAGCGGAUGAAGACGAGCCUGUUAUGGACGCCGCGUGGCCUCAUAGGAUGCUCGUUUAUGAAUGCUUUAUUUGCUUUCUCACUUCCAACGAAUUUUCUACUGAAAUUGCAAAGGAAUAUAUCAAUAAACCUUUUAUUAUAAAACUGCUAAUGCUUUUUGAUAGUGAAGAUCCACGUGAGCGAGACCAUCUAAAAACUACAGUGCAUCGACUUUACGGGAAAUUUUUAGUCUACCGUUCGUUUAUACGGAAGUGCAUCAAUAAUAUUUUCCAUCAAUUCGUCUACGAAACGGAGCGCCACCACGGCAUUUUCGAGCUGCUCGAGAUAUUAGGAAGUAUCAUAAACGGAUUUGCUUUACCAUUAAAAGAAGAGCAUAAAAUAUUUCUCAUGCGCGUCUUGAUGCCUUUACAUAAAGCAAACAAUAUUAUUUGUUAUCACAAUCAACUUGCUUACUGCGUUGUUCAGUUUUUAGAAAAAGACCCUUCCUUAACGGCAGCUGUAGUAAAAGCAACGCUUCGCUAUUGGCCAAAAGUGAAUAGCACUAAAGAAGUUUUAUUUCUUAACGAAAUUGAAGAGAUUUUAGAGGUCGUUGAAGAAAAUGAAUUCAAAACUGUUAUGCUUCCCAUAUUUGAGCGGCUUGCCACGUGCACAGCAAGUCCACAUUUUCAAGUGGCCGAAAGAGCGCUAAACUUUUGGAAUAACGAAUAUGUUGUGAGUUUAAUUCGUUUGCAUUCUAAAGAACUUCUUCCACUAAUGUUUAAAGCUUUAUAUAAAAGUAAGAACGUUUGCUGGAACGGGAUGAUUCAAGGCAUGAAAUUUAAUGCGAUGAGAAUAUUAAUGCAAAUGGACCAACAAUUGUUCGAAAACUGCGUCAAAAAUUAUAAAGAAAAUAAGUUUCGUGAAAAAAAUAAAAAAAAGUUUAUGGAAGACUCGUGGGCUACACUGAAUGAUUUGGCUUCUGAAAAUCCGCAGUAUACUGUUAUUUUACACCGAAAAAGAAACUUUUCUCCGUAUAGCGCACUUCUUAAGCAGCUUUCUCGCUGUUCUUCUGAAUAUUAUAAAAAUCUCGUUGAAGAAAAAUCUUCUAGCGAAGAGGAAAGCGAAAAUGAAGAGCUUCUCGAAGUUUUGUAUAACAAAAGUGAUCACGACCUUCACAAAGAUGACUGUUAUGAAGGUCUUAACGAUUCUGAAGAGGAAAUUUGUUUUGAACUUGCUAAUAAAUCAACAGUAGAGGAAGCCGCCGACCGCUUUGAAAAACUGACUUUAGACGAAAAAGAAUUGAACUAAAAUAAUUUAAAAAUAAUAAUUUGAUCUAAAAAAAUC